AUGGCAAACCUUUUUGCCGCCGAGCCCGACUCUCGCGGGUGGCACGAGGUCGAGCAGACGCUGACGGCCCUGGAGUUGCCACCCGUUCCCCCGACAUCCGAGCCGCAGCGACUACUGGGCUAUGUCUUGCAAAUCCUUCCGCGAUACACCGAGAUGGAGAUGCUGGUGACGCACCUGCGACUGCACGCGUCGACGCUGGAGCAAGACAUGGAGCAGGUGAAGAGCCACGUGCGGUUGCUGACACGUGAAGCAACUGGAGAGCGAGAAAAGAAGCAAUUUCUCGAGCGCUACGCUGCACAGGUAGUCAAGGAGCGCAAUGGCCUCCUGCACAUCGAGAGGGUCCUCGAAACAGAAGACCACAGCGGCGGGCUCGCACUUUGCGAGAAGCUACAGGAAUCACUGCAAAAGGUGGAAGCGUUGCAGGAAGAAGUGUACAAGCAGGAGUUGCUGCGAAGAGAGCUCGAUUUCCUAUUGAAAAAGACCCAACGCGAACAUGAUAGCAGAGUGGCAGCCGACCGUAAGCAUAUCCAGCAACUGGAGAAGCAGAUUGCGCAACGUUCAAAUUUGCACUCGGGUCUGGAGAAGAAGCUGUAUGAAACCGAGUCGGUACUCGCUCGGCUCGACAGAGCAAAGGAAAACGAGCUAAAUGCUGUCAACAAUCGUGUUGACGAGGCACACGCUCGCGUAGAAGGUUUGGAAAAAGAAAAUAAAAGUUUGCAUGUGCUGGUGAAGAGGUUGAGCGAUGAAAGGGAUCGCGUGACGCAGUUGCUGGAAGAGACGACCGAGUCGAAGAAUGUUUUUGCAAGGCGAAUGGACGAGUUGCUGGAAACAUGUCGCGCACUGGAGUCGGAGGUCGAAGCUUUGCGAUCUGAAAUCGACGUGCUGCAAACGAAAGAUAUCAAUGACAUUCGCAGUCAGUAUGAUGCUCGAAUCAAUCGACUGCAGAAGGAUAGUGCUGCCGGUGAAGAAGCGUUGCACCAAGAGAUUGAUCGGUUAAGGCAGAAGUUGACGAAGCGCGAUGGGUCGCUAGUGCUGGCAUCUCGAGCACAGCAAGGCGGAGAUAUGGCGGGGGUAAGCUCUGAGCGCCAUCCCAAAACUCAGAGGAGCAACGUGGAGAGUAUUUCUCUUCCUGGAGAUGAUUUUAAGUUGAGUGAUGGUAUCUUUGAUGGCGACCGAAGACAUGAGUUUGAGUGCGACGAGGAAGAAAAAAGACCCGAUACCGAGCGUCGGCUCGUGGGUGACAUGCAGGGGCAGCGCAGUAGUAACAUUUCGGAUACUAGGAUCGAUCAGGAACAAUCUGGUGACUACCAAGAAAGCGUGACGGAAGAAGUGCAAACGCAAAGCGACUUGGUUCGAGACUUAUAUCAGAUGCUGAAUAGACUCAAGGAGAAGCGGAAAAGAGAGGAGCAAAAGGCUUUACAAGUAGAGCAGGCUUUGUUUGAGUUUAACCAACUACAUCUGAAGUCUUAG
Molecule: messenger RNA, 1470 nt
Organism: Hyaloperonospora brassicae
Lineage: Eukaryota; Oomycota; Peronosporomycetes; Peronosporales; Peronosporaceae
Source: the annotation of a GenBank genome assembly